Cyclopterus lumpus (lumpfish) is the source of this 3808-nucleotide messenger RNA. It is a transcript of the gene lcp1, whose product is annotated as lymphocyte cytosolic protein 1 (L-plastin). Gene Ontology annotation, molecular function: actin filament binding; calcium ion binding. Bases 1529 to 3391 code for a protein of 620 amino acids. Gene Ontology annotation, biological process: actin filament network formation; actin filament bundle assembly. NCBI's taxonomy places the organism in Eukaryota, Metazoa, Chordata, Actinopteri, Perciformes, Cyclopteridae. Gene Ontology annotation, cellular component: cytoplasm; actin filament bundle; actin filament. The transcript has 16 exons. The record is from RefSeq and is a predicted model, not a curated record.
GGUUCAAAUAAUCUCAAAUGAUAUAAACAUAAUAAAGACAAAUAGUGUAAUAUUGUGACAGAUGAUGGCUAAUAAGUACAACAACACUGCUACAGUUAAGUUACACAACCACCAUAAAACUUCACGGCAAAGGAGAAAACAUCAGGAAAGAUUCAGCCAAAAGGAAAGACAACUACAAUGUUACCAUGCACAACUAAAGUAGUCAAUUAAACCAAUAGAAACAAUGAUGAUAGUUAAGAUAAUUAAAUAAUACAAAUGGGUCUAAAGAUGGUGAAGCUAGACGUGCAGGGUAUGUCCAGUUUAGCAUCUUUUUAAAUGUCAGACUGAGUCAUUUCUUCAACCGGCACAAACAAAGCAGAUGAGAAGUGACCGUUUAAAACUGUUCGGAGGUUCAUUUUAGCUGCUGAGUUUCAUUUCUGCUUCUUCACGACCGAAUAGAUCUGACGUCACUACAUUUAGACUUCAAAAAACCAACAACAUUUAAAAAAAAGAGACUUAGUGUCUUCUAUUAAUUUAAAGCUUAAACGGAGCUUUUAAAUGUCCUAAUAAUUCAUUUAAAAGCAGAAGUAACAUUCAGGGUCACCUGUGCUCGGAUAACUCGGACUAAACAAUUCUCAAUUCAUGUUAAUCAACAUAAAUCUAAAAUGUUUCAGGGUGUUUUUACUUUACUCAGUCAACGAAAAAAUACAACUUCAAUAUUGUAUUGUCUGUUUUUUUCAAGCAAAAUAAAAAUAGUUAUCUGUUUAUAGAUUCUCAUUGGUCACCUAUCCUAUAUGUGAAAAUAAACUGGAAAUCUUUAGGUUUUGGAAAAAUACUUUUGUAAUGUUGUUUUUGAGCAUAAUCUCACAUUUAAUAGACCAAACAAAUAAUCAAUUGAUAGAUAAAAUAAUCAGAAGACUAACUGAUAAUACAAAUAAUCUUAAAUUGCAUUUUAAAUGUAUUUAAUCAACUUUUAUGGAAACAGUAGGGCAAUUAAAAAGUAUGCAGCAAAACAUUACAAUAAAUUCUAAAUUUUUUUAUGCAUUUUAAAUUCGACUUUUUCUUGGAUACCAGUAAUUUAUUUUUCUUUUAGUGACAUUCAUUAAAUUAGUCCCUGUCCGCUCCCCUUUAAUACAGUCCUACAAAUCAAUGGGCCGAAUGAUCUUAUCGGAGCUAAAGCUGCAUACAUGUUGGCCAGCAAAAAAACACUGCAUGGAAACAUUAAAGAUAUGUUUGAAACAUUGUUUUCCACGGAUUGUUCAUGUUAAAAUAUUAAAUAGCAAGCGUCUUUAUAACAGACUGAAGAUUAAGUUUUAUUGGCUCCAUUUGCUUUUAUUCUUUUUUGGCAAAAAAAGGAAGUGACACAUCUCACGUGUGGGGACUGCGCUCUCUUCUCAUUGGCUCACAGACCUGAAGGUCUCAGGUCAUGAGGUUUGGACCCACUUUGAACUGUCAAGUUGUUGUUUGAGUCGGAUCAGGUCCAUUACACUUUGAUAGAUUAUCUUUAUGUCUACUUUGGGAGGUGAUAGAUCAGUUUCAGAUUCCCAACAUGACCACCCCAGCGCCGAUCUCUCCGGAGGAACAGGAGGAACUUAGAGAAGCUUUCGCCAAGAUUGAUGUGGACAACAAUGGAUUCAUCAGCAAGGCCGAGCUCAACGAGCUCUUCAGGGCCGCUAACCUGCCGCUGCCGGGCUACAGGGUCAGAGAGAUCGUCCAGGAGCUGACCAAGUCCUCCGACCAGCUGACCUUUGAUGAAUUUACUCAGAUUGUCCACGGGCUGAAGAGCACGGCGGUGGCAAAGACCUUCAGGAAGGCGAUCAAUAAAAAGGAGGGAAUCUGUAACGUGGCAGGAACCUCAGAGCAGUCUGGCACUCAGCACUCAUACUCAGAGGAGGAGAAAGUAGCCUUUGUAAACUGGAUCAAUAAAGCGCUGGAGAAGGAUGCCGACUGUAAACAUGUUCUGCCGAUGGAUCCUAACAGCGACGACCUGUUCACCGCUAUGGGAGACGGGAUCGUUCUCUGUAAGAUGAUCAACCUGUCGGUCCCCGACACCAUCGACGAGAGAACCAUCAACAAGAAGAAGCUCACGCCUUUCACCAUCCAGGAGAACCUGAACUUGGCUCUGAACUCGUCGUCGGCCAUCGGCUGCCACGUGGUCAACAUCGGAGCUGAGGACCUGAAGGAGGGCAGGCAGCACCUGGUCCUGGGUCUGCUGUGGCAGGUCAUCAAGAUCGGGCUGUUCGCCGACAUCGAGCUCAGCAGGAAUGAAGCUCUGAUCGCUCUGCUGCGUGAUGGAGAAAGUCUGGAGGAUCUGAUGAAACUUUCGCCCGAGGAGCUGCUGCUGCGUUGGGCCAACUAUCACCUGGAGGAGGCUGGCUGCGGCAAGAUCAAUAACUUCAGCUCCGACAUCAAGGACUCCAAGGCGUACUACAACCUUCUGAACCAAGUGGCACCCAAAGGAGACGAGGAGGGAAUCCCCCCCAUCGCCAUCGACGUGUCAGGACUCAGGGAGAAAGAGGACCUGCAGCGGGCCGAGUGCAUGCUGGAUCAGGCUGACCGGCUCGGAUGCAGACAGUUCGUCAUGCCAACUGACGUUGUCCGCGGCAACCCCAAAUUGAACUUGGCCUUUGUUGCCAAUCUGUUCAACAAGUACCCGGCUCUGAAGAAACCAGAGAACCAGGACAUCGACUGGAGCUCCAUCGAAGGUGAAACCAGGGAGGAGCGAACCUUCAGGAACUGGAUGAACUCACUGGGGGUCAACCCUCGUGUCAACCACCUCUACAUAGACAUCGAUGACGCCCUCGUGAUCUUCCAGUUGUACGAGAAGAUCAAUGUGCCGGUGGACUGGGACAAAGUCAACAAGCCUCCGUACUCUAAACUGGGCAGCAACAUGAAGAAGCUGGAGAACUGUAACUACGCAGUGGAGUUGGGAAAGAAGGAGGCCAAAUUCUCUCUGGUGGGAAUCGCAGGUCAGGACCUGAACGCAGGGAAUCGAACCCUCACCCUCGCUCUGCUCUGGCAGCUCAUGAGGAGAUACACCUUGAACAUCCUGGAGGACCUGGGCGCCGGUCAGAAAGUGACGGAUGACACCAUCGUGACCUGGGUCAACGACAUGCUCACACAGGCUGGGAAACCCAAAAUCUCCAGCUUUAAGGAUGGUUCUAUCGGCAGCAGUAUGCCGGUUCUGGACUUGAUCGAUGCCAUCCAGCCCGGAUCGAUCAGAUACGACCUGCUGAAGACAGAAGAUCUAACUGAAGAGGAGAAACUCAACAAUGCAAAGUACGCCAUCUCCAUGGCCAGGAAAAUCGGUGCCCGGGUGUACGCGCUGCCCGAGGACCUGGUGGAGGUCAAACCUAAGAUGGUGAUGACGGUGUUUGCUUGCCUCAUGGCACGCGGCAUGAAGAGAGCCUAACGACCACCUACAAUAGAAUCGAUCCACAUGGUUUCUAGAUAGGUCAGAUAAUAAAGAAAGUGGUGAUGUCCGAAGGCAAAGGCACACUGGAAAGUUUAUGUUUGGUACAACCACUGCAGUCUAUUCGUUUUACACACUGAAGAAAAGUCCAGGCUUUAAACUCAAACAACUUCCUUGAGUUUGAGCCUAGAAAAAUGUCAAAGUAAUCUGAUUGUUAAACUCUUUUUGUUGCAAUAUUGUCUUUUGUCUUAAAGUUAUUUGCAACAGUGAAGCAGGUUAAUCAUGGAGGAUUUGUCAUUUACUGUUAGUUUGUGCGGUACAGAACGAGUCUUACCUGUUCAGGGUUUCACUUGAUUACAGAGUCAAAAUCACAAACUUCACACUCAAUGUACGCAACAAAUAAACAGAUUUUUGUAA